AUGGUACCCAGGCUCACCCAGCAGAUGUUCACUGACAAGAGCAUGAUGGCCACUUGUAACUGCCACCAGGGCCACUCCCUGACCAUGGCCUCUGUGUUCAGGGGCUGCAUUUCCAUGAAGGAGGUGGACGAACAGAUGCGUAAUGUCCACAACAAGAACAGCAGCUAUUUUGUUGCUGUCUGUGACAUCUUGCCCCCGGAGCUAAAAUUGCUUGCCCCCUUCAUCAGCAACACCACCGGCACGCAGAGCUGUUCCAGGGCACCCGGAGGUCUUCCUGCACCGGUGCCAGGCGAGGGCAUGGGCAACAUGAAGUUCACCGAGUACCAAGUCACCACAGCCAAGGAGGAGGCUGUGGCCUAG
This is a messenger RNA of Eptesicus fuscus (big brown bat), 360 nucleotides long. Its product is annotated as tubulin beta chain-like. The record is from RefSeq and is a predicted model, not a curated record. Gene Ontology annotation, molecular function: GTPase activity; structural constituent of cytoskeleton; GTP binding. Gene Ontology annotation, biological process: mitotic cell cycle; microtubule cytoskeleton organization. The transcript has a single exon. NCBI's taxonomy places the organism in Eukaryota, Metazoa, Chordata, Mammalia, Chiroptera, Vespertilionidae. Bases 1 to 360 code for a protein of 119 amino acids. Gene Ontology annotation, cellular component: microtubule; cytoplasm.